Molecule: messenger RNA, 2078 nt
Organism: Pseudoliparis swirei
Lineage: Eukaryota; Metazoa; Chordata; Actinopteri; Perciformes; Liparidae
Product: cytochrome P450 11B, mitochondrial-like
Exons: 9
Coding region: 207-1865 (552 amino acids)
Biological process (GO): glucocorticoid biosynthetic process; cholesterol metabolic process; C21-steroid hormone biosynthetic process
Cellular component (GO): mitochondrial inner membrane
Molecular function (GO): iron ion binding; monooxygenase activity; oxidoreductase activity, acting on paired donors, with incorporation or reduction of molecular oxygen
Source: RefSeq, a predicted model, not a curated record
CUGACUUUUGGGCUCUGUUGUGAUUCUCUUGAACUCUGAGCUUCACAUCCAUAAAUCAUCGUCCACUAUCUGUUCAUCACAGCGAUAGAGCAGGUUCAAGGAUGUGAGGUUGAGGAUGAAGGAGGGAAAACAUCGGUCACGCAGAGACGACAACGAGCGGAGUCACAACUCUGGAUGAGGCCGACGGGACGCAUCUCGUUUGGACCAUGAGGAGCAUGUACAUCCGAGUGACCGUGUGCGUCAGAACACAGGCCGCCACCUGCGAGUCCACACACCUGCUUUGUGGUGUCGCACCACAAAGAGCUUUCUGUAUGACGGCAGCAGGGACGCUGGCACAGGGGAAGUUGGAGGGGAGGAAAGGAGCUGAGGGUACAGGAGUGAGAAAGAGAGGUGUGGAUGGUCGGGUGCGAAGCUUUGAGGAGAUCCCUCACACGGGGAGGAGCGGCUGGAUCAACUUGGUGAAGUUCUGGAGAGAAGAUCGUUUCCGGCAGCUCCACAAGCACACGGAGAGGACCUUCAACGCCCUCGGCCCCAUCUUCAGGGAGCACUUGGGCACCCAAAGCAGCGUGAACAUCAUGUUGCCGAUGGACAUCGCGGAGCUGUUUCGCUCAGAGGGCCUGUACCCCCGACGAAUGACCCUGCAGCCCUGGGCCACCCACAGAGAGACCCGCCAGCUCAGCAAGGGAGUCUUCCUCAAGAACGGCGAGGAGUGGCGAGCUGACCGUCUACUGCUCAACAAGGAGGUGAUGAUGAGUGCCUCCGUGAAGCGGUUCAUCCCCUUGCUUGAUGUGGUUGCGAAGGAUUUCUGCCAGCUGUUGCAGGCGAGGGUUGAGAGGGAAGGGAGCGGCGAGGAGGGGAAGCGCAGUCUGACCAUGGAUCCCAGUCCGGACCUCUUCCGCUUCGCACUAGAAGCUAGUUGCCAUGUGAUCUACGGGGAGCGAAUUGGCCUCUUCUCCUCAUCUCCCUCCCUGGAGUCCCAGCAGUUCAUCUGGGCCGUGGAGCGAAUGCUGGCCACGACCCCUCCUCUCCUCUACCUGCCCCCUCGCCUGAUGCUCCUCAUCGGCGCUCCCCUGUGGACGCAGCACGCCAGCGCAUGGGACCACAUCUACAGCCACGCCGAGGCGAGGAUCCAGAAGGGGUACCAGCGGCUGUCGUCCUUGCAGGCUCGGGGCUCCGAGGCUGCAGCUGGAGGCCAGUACACCGGGGUUCUGGGCCAACUCAUGGAGAAAGGCCAGCUAUCUUUAGACCUCAUCAAAGCCAACAUCACUGAGCUGAUGGCCGGAGGGGUCGACACGACAGCGGUGCCCCUGCAGUUUGCUCUGUUUGAGCUGGGCCGCAACCCCGAGGUGCAGGAGAGGGUGAGGCAACAGGUGAGGACGUCCUGGUCACAAGCUGGUGGGGAUCCUCAGAAAACCAUGCAGGGGGCGCCACUGCUAAAAGGCACAAUCAAGGAGGUUCUCAGGUUAUAUCCGGUGGGAACCACAGUGCAGCGUUAUCCAAUCAAAGAUAUUGUUCUCCAGAAUUACCACGUUCCUGCCGGGACGAUGGUGCAGGCCUGUCUCUACCCUCUGGGAAGGAGCUCAGAGGUGUUCAAGGAGCCACAGCGCUUCGACCCCGGCCGGUGGGGCAGAAGAGAGGACGGCCAAAAGGGAGACGGGGCCGGAGGGUUUCGCUCCCUGGCGUUUGGGUUCGGGGCGCGGCAGUGUGUGGGCAGGAGGAUUGCUGAGAACGAGAUGCAGCUGUUGCUCAUGCAUAUCCUGCUGAACUUCCAUCUCAGCGUGUCGUCCUCAGAGGACCUCAUAACCACAUGCACCCUCAUCCUCCAGCCCGAGACUCCACCAAGAAUCACUUUCAGAAAACUCUGACACACUCACAUGCGAACACAGAAGACAGUCAUGCCUUCAACAUGUUGACACGUUUAAUCAAUUCAAUACAUACAAUGUGUUUUAAUAUCCUAAUGUAACAGCUAUAUUCUGAUGAUACUCACUGGAGCGUGUACUGAGCUUUGUAUGCAUCCUGAUACACUUUGUAUUUAACCCAAAACAUAAUAUUACUGAUAAAUAAAGUUGUAUAAUUUC